AUGGCCGACGUACCGGAGCCCAACAGCACGGCAGCGACAGCUGGUCCCGCCACGUCUGCGGCCGCGGCAUCCGCUACUGAUGUCGCAAUGCAGGAGAAGAUGAUCAACGAGGAGUACAAGAUCUGGAAGAAGAACACGCCGUUCCUGUACGACCUGGUGAUGACGCACGCGCUCGAAUGGCCUUCGCUCAGUGUCCAGUGGCUGCCGAACUCUCAUACCUCAGCAGGAGACGAUUUCUCUGUGCACAAGCUGCUGCUUGGCACUCAUACAUCUGGUUCAGAGCAGAAUCAUCUUAUGGUGGCCGAAGUUCGGCUGCCUCUAGAGGACACGGAGAUUGAUGCGCGCAAGUACGACGAGGAGAGUCAGGAGCUCGGUGGCUUUGGAGGUGUUUCGGGCAAAGUGGACAUCAAGAUCCUUAUUAACCAUGAUGGCGAGGUGAACCGCGCGCGCUUCAUGCCGUCGGACGAGCUGAUCGUGGCUACUAAGACGCCGCAUGCUGAAGUGCACGUGUUUGACAUUUCAAAGCGACCGUCGCAACCUGAAGAAAACUCGGGUUCGGAUCCGGAUUUCCGUCUGUUGGGUCACACGAAGGAAGGUUAUGGUCUGUGUUGGGAUCCACACCAACCCUUUCAUCUCAUCUCAGGCUCUGACGAUGCUAUCAUCUGUGAGUGGGAUAUCCGCGGUGCUGGCAAGACAGUACAGCCAUUGCACAAGUACCGAGGUCAUAGUGACGUGAUUGAGGACGUGGCGUGGCACAUGCAUCACGCUAAGAUUUUUGGCUCGGUUGGUGAUGACAAGAAGCUGCUCAUCUGGGAUAUGCGCUUGGAGAGUUACGACAAGCCAGCGACAACGGUAUACGCUCACACCGCCGAGGCAAACUGCUUGGCAUUUAGUCCGUUCAGCGAAUAUCUUGUUGCCACGGGCUCGGCGGACAAGCACGUGAACCUCUGGGAUAUGCGUAACAUGAAGGCCAAGCUGCAUUCGUUUGAGGGUCACAACGAUGAAGUCUACCAGAUCCAGUGGUCUCCUCACAACGAGACCAUUCUAGGCUCAUGCUCGGCUGAUCGCCGCAUGCAUGUGUGGGACCUCAGCAAGAUUGGUGACGAGCAAUCGCCCGAAGACGCCGAAGACGGUCCUCCGGAGCUGUUGUUUAUUCACGGUGGCCACACUUCUAAAAUCUCGGACUUUUCGUGGAAUCCUAAUGACCCGUGGGUGGUAGCUUCAGUGGCAGAGGACAAUGUCUUACAAAUCUGGCAGAUGGCCGAGAACAUUUACAACGAGGAAGACGAAGAGACGGAGCAGGCUGAAGUUGCCGAGGACGAGCUCGAAUAA
Molecule: messenger RNA, 1332 nt
Organism: Peronospora matthiolae
Lineage: Eukaryota; Oomycota; Peronosporomycetes; Peronosporales; Peronosporaceae
Source: the annotation of a GenBank genome assembly